AUGAAAGAGGAAUCGAUAUUAAAUUUAAAUGUUCCAUUAAUCUUAGUUGGUGACAUUCAUGGACAAUUCAAAGAUUUAUUGAGGAUUUUUGAAAUUAACGGCUAUCCACCAACUGUGAAUAUUCAUUCGCAACAAUUAAUAUUUCCGCUUUCACAUACUUAUUAUGUCGACAAUUUAAUCUAUGGAUUUUAUGAUGAAUGUAGAUUAAGAUAUACGCUUGAAAUAUGGAAUUUAUUGCAAGCAAUCUUCAAUUGUUUACCAUUAUAUGCAAGGAUUAAUAAAAAUAUUUUGUAUGCAUGGAGGAAUAUCACCCGACAUUGUGUCAUGAAAUUCGCUAGUUAA
Messenger RNA from Dracunculus medinensis (Guinea worm), 342 nucleotides. The record is from the annotation of a GenBank genome assembly. NCBI's taxonomy places the organism in Eukaryota, Metazoa, Nematoda, Chromadorea, Rhabditida, Dracunculidae.